CCAUCUAUCGAGGAAGUACCUUCUCUAUCGUACGCACGAAGAGUUAAUUUACGUGUAGCAGUUUUUUUUUAUUAAUUAAUAACCAAAUAUCGAGAGAGACACAACACGGCUGUCCAAGUCAUAAAGAACUGACCUUCAAGGAGCAACUUGAGUACAUCAUGAGCACAGCUACCGACCAACCGCGCUUUGACAGCGCCGAGAACAGCUCUGAGAGCUCCUCACAACAACAACAACAGCAGCAGCAGGAAACCCCACCGCAGCAGUCAUCACAAACACAAAAUGGACCGGCCAAGCUUUUGCAGCAUUUCCAAACAAACCGCAUCGACUCGGCACUGUGGGCCCUGCGCCUGCUGGUCAUCUUCUUUACCGUCAGUUAUGUGCUGCCCAUCUUUACUUCACAACAGAGUUCGUUUAGCAAGGUUUUGCUGGCCAAUGCGGCCAUCUCAGCGUUACGCUUGCAUCAACGUGUGCCAGCGUUCUCGUUUAGCCGCGAAUUUCUUGCCCGACUUUUUGCUGAAGACUCGUGUCAUUAUUUGAUGUACUCGCUGAUCUUCUUCAACAUCAGGCCAUCCCUGCUGGUGCUCAUACCCGUGCUGCUCUACUCGGUGCUGCAUGCCUCCAGCUACUCGCUCAAGCUUCUCGAUCUGAUUGGCCAGAACUCGUGGUGGGGAGCCCGUUUCAUUAUUUCGAUUGUGGAGUUCCAGGCGGCCAACAUCCUGAAGGCCACUGCAUUCUGUGAAAUCUUCAUUAUGCCCUAUGCCAUUGUGCUGACAUUUAUGAGUCACGCUGGCCUUAUGACCCCCAUCAUCUACUAUCAUUACCUGGUGAUGCGCUACAGCUCGCGCCGUAAUCCCUAUCCACGCACCGCCUUCUCUGAGCUGCGGAUCACCUUUGAGGCACUGGCCGCUCGCUCGCCACCAGCUGUGGGCAAAAUAAUUCGCGGAGGAAUUGGAUUCGUUAAUCGCCUGGCGCCGCAGCCACAGCCAGCACCAGCGCAGCAGUAGUAGAAUGAAUAACACCACCCAAAAAACCACAACAAUCAACAAUGACAUCUAAAUAAUUUGAUUGUUAUCCCUUUCAUUUGUUUAGUCCUUUGCUGUAUCAAGCAAAGGCAGUUUUCAGUUAGUUUUUUUCCAUAAAAAAAAAUGUUUCGGCAUUUAAUUUUAAAUUAUAACUAUUGUAAUUAUUGUAAUUCCUGAGUAUCUAUUUCUUUUUGAAUCAUACACACAUACACAUUAUAUAUUUGUCGCACACCAGGUGUGUUUUGAUGGAUCAAAGCGUCGCGUAUUAUUAUCAUUAAUCUCAGACAAAAUUAUUUAACUUAAAUUAUUUGUUAAUUAAACUGACCACACAUAAAACCGAAGGAGCUAAUAAUGAUAAUGAUGAUUUACGUAAAUUUUUUAUGAAUGUGUAAAUGUUACUAAGGAAACAAAAAGACAGUGAACUUAAUAAAUGAAAUCGUACAAGAA
Molecule: messenger RNA, 1469 nt
Organism: Drosophila kikkawai
Lineage: Eukaryota; Metazoa; Arthropoda; Insecta; Diptera; Drosophilidae
Gene: Kr-h2
Product: Krueppel homolog 2
Biological process (GO): endoplasmic reticulum tubular network organization; membrane organization
Cellular component (GO): membrane; endoplasmic reticulum
Source: RefSeq, a predicted model, not a curated record